Saccostrea cuccullata (small rock oyster) is the source of this 748-nucleotide messenger RNA. RefSeq lists its product as uncharacterized. Bases 16 to 630 code for a protein of 204 amino acids. Lineage: Eukaryota; Metazoa; Mollusca; Bivalvia; Ostreida; Ostreidae. The transcript is spliced from 6 exons. The record is from RefSeq and is a predicted model, not a curated record.
AUUUGUUUGUUUGAUAUGCAUAUUUUGCAAACAUACAGCAUGGUCUUAGCUACAGCAAGCUUGACGGGGUUACUGUAUGUGCAUUUUGUUCUGGUGCAGGCCUCAGACUUUACUAGCUUCUCUUGUCUUGUCUCAGAAAAUACAGUCCAAGCUGUUUUAUCCUGCCCCAAAAAUGAGAAGGAAUUCAAAGAAGCAGCAUUGAAAAAAAACUGCACAGCAUUUUCUGGACAAUGUAGAGACCCUGAAAACCUUGUGUAUCAUUGUGUGAUUGGUCCAAAUCACAAAGGAGUCUUUGAAGUCUGUGCCUAUUGGAAGAUAAUUCACUGGGGAUAUUGUGCAGAAUAUAGCAAGAGUGGAAAUCUUAUUCAACAAAGUGAAGAUACAAAUUGUUCACUUCAAAAGCACAAUCCAUGCCCAAUGAGCUACAACUCAACUGAGGCAUACAAGUACCAAUCUUGUUACGAAUUAGCUAGAAGCUCAACAGUAGGCAACCAAUUACCUAAAGGUACCACCACAUGUUCAUCAGUCAAGAAUAAAUCAUUUUGGAGCUCAAAGCAACGAUCAGGAAACAACCAAGUUUUAGCUAUAUGUAUUGUAUUUACCACCAUCUUGAGGAUGUUCUACUUAUAAUUUUACCAAGCAUUUAUACCUCAAGAAAUGUGUUCAACGAUGUGUUCAAUGAAGUAUUGAUAGUUGUUUAUACGGACAAAAUACCUUUAGACGAAGUGUUCAAUCUAUUUAUUUCGCC